AUGAAGUUCUUCAGCGCCUCGAGCCUCGCCAUCGCCUUCGCCGUCACCGGAAUGGCCAACGCCGCCGCUGUCCCUGCCCAGGCCGACGGCAACACCCUGGUCGCUGCCCGGGCCGACGGCAACACCCUGGAGAACUUCGCCGCUAUCCCUGACCAGGCCGACGACCACACCCUGGAGAGCCGCGCCGCGGGCGCCGUGGCCGGCGUGGCGGCCAAGUACAUCAUCAAGCAGGUCGGCAAUGCCGCUGUCGCCGAGGCCAUCGCUCAGGCGUUCAAGACUCUCGGCGGCCUCGGCCAGUGGAACUCGGCCCGCGAGAGGUUCACCAAGAACACCGUCGCGGCCAUGUGGGCCAGGAGGCCCCGCAACGCCCGCGCCGCCGUGUGCUACAACAUGGCCUACCGUGUCUCCAGGCCCAGCCAGAUGACGCCCGUCACCAGUGUUGAGUUCCGUCUUGGCAACCUUAACACCGACUACGACUGCUUCUACAUGUGGGGCCCCGACAACCACUUCAACUCGCAGGGCGACGGCGGCUACAUCAACCUUGCCACCAUCACCCAGGGCAACUGCUCGUUUGACAAAAAGACGAGCGACAUCUACUGCGCCUGA
Molecule: messenger RNA, 606 nt
Organism: Pseudozyma flocculosa PF-1
Lineage: Eukaryota; Fungi; Basidiomycota; Ustilaginomycetes; Ustilaginales; Ustilaginaceae
Exons: 3
Coding region: 1-606 (201 amino acids)
Source: RefSeq, a predicted model, not a curated record